AUGUCCUUCGUAGAAGGUUUUCCAGAAGCUACUAGCACUCCAAAACAAGAACAUUUCAAUUCAGAGAUGAUUAAAGCAAAGAAUUUGAAGGAAAAUCAUCGUUUAAAAGUUUUGAAAGACAAUCGAAAUAUCCAAAAACCGAAAGGCAAUUUGCCACCUAAAGCAGUGAAGAAUUUCAAAUCUAAGCACACUGAAGCAUCACCACGUCGUUGGGUGAAUGAAAAAGAACAGAAAAAAGAUGCAUUCCGUCGAGAACAAGCUCUUGAAGCAAUGAAAAUUCUGGAACAACGCCGUUUGCGCAUGAAUCAAGACAGCUUGGCUGAAGAAAUUGAAAAAAUUACUUUGCUGCCUAAGAAUGAAGCACGCGACGCUUUAAUGGAAAAGAAACGAUUAGAAGCUAAGCGUUUGAAGGAAAAACGAAUUCUAGCUCAUUUAGCUGAACAAGAAGCAAAUAAAAAACGCAAGGCCAAAGCCACAGCUCGGAAAGAAGGAAAGAACGUGUCAAGUUUUCUUUCAAAAAGUCGUAUCAUGUUUAAACCGAAGCUAAGUUUACCAAAGCUUCCUGAGGAGACAAUUGAAAGUGAUCAGCAUGAAAAAGUUGAUUCAAUUGAUCCACCCACUACUGUUGUUGUAGAGAAAGAAAAGCAACAGAGGACUAAUUCAAUUCGUUAUCGUUAUUCAUUGGAUGAUUUACGUGCUCUCAACCCUUACGGGUUUUACUUCUUGUAA
Clunio marinus is the source of this 729-nucleotide messenger RNA. The record is from the annotation of a GenBank genome assembly. NCBI's taxonomy places the organism in Eukaryota, Metazoa, Arthropoda, Insecta, Diptera, Chironomidae.